This is a messenger RNA of Opisthocomus hoazin, 2511 nucleotides long. The record is from RefSeq and is a predicted model, not a curated record. Lineage: Eukaryota; Metazoa; Chordata; Aves; Opisthocomiformes; Opisthocomidae.
AUGCCUCAGCGGGGGGUUUCAUUUCCAGACAACGGCAAGAGCAUCGGCGUGGUAUUUCCCAGCCAAGAUCCCCUGGACAGAGCAGAUUUCAACGCUGUGGAGUAUAUUAAUACUCUCUUUCCAACUGAGCAAUCUUUGGCAAACAUCGAUGAAGUUGUGAACAAAAUCAGAUUGAAAAUAAGGAGGCUGGAUGACAGCAUUCGAACUGUAGUGCGCGGGCAGACCAACGUGGGACAGGAUGGCAGGCAGGCCCUGGAAGAAGCCCAGAAAGCCAUUCAACAGCUCUUUGGUAAAAUUAAGGAUAUUAAAGACAAGGCUGAAAAAUCUGAACAAAUGGUUAAGGAAAUCACGCGGGAUAUCAAGCAGCUGGAUCACGCCAAGCGUCAUCUGACCACCUCCAUCACCACCCUCAAUCACCUGCAUAUGCUGGCGGGGGGGGUGGAUUCACUCGAGGCUAUGACCAGGAGGAGACAAUAUGGGGAAGUGGCCAACCUUCUCCAAGGUGUGGUGAAUGUGUUGGAGCACUUCAACAAAUACAUGGGGAUUCCUCAGAUCCGACAGCUUUCUGAAAGGGUGAAGGCAGCACAGAAUGAGUUGGGACAGCAGAUCCUGGCUGACUUCGAGGAGGCCUUUCCUUCUCAAGGUACAAAGAGGCCUGGUGGACCCAGCAAUGUCCUACGUGAUGCGUGUCUGGUCGCCAAUGUCCUGGAUCCCAGAAUCAAACAGGAAAUCAUCAAGAAAUUUAUUAAACAACACCUCUCGGAGUACCUGGUCCUUUUCCAGGAAAACCAAGAUGUGGCCUGGCUGGAUAAGAUUGACCGGCGCUAUGCUUGGAUAAAGCGUCAGCUGGUGGACUACGAGGAGAAGUACGGGCGGAUGUUUCCCCAGGAGUGGUGCAUGACGGAGCGCAUCGCUGUGGAGUUCUGCCACGUCACGAGGGCAGAGCUUGCUAAGAUAAUGCGCACGAGAGCAAAGGAGAUCGAGGUGAAAUUGCUUUUGUUUGCAAUUCAGAGGACAACCAACUUUGAAGGACUUCUGGCUAAACGCUUCUCAGGUUGCACUCUAGCUGAUGGGACAGUGAAGAAGCCAGAAGUGCCACCUCCCUCCACCAACCCAUUUCUGGAAGAUGAAACUGGGACAGAGACAGAUGAGAUUGUGAUCGAGAAAAGUGAUAUGGACAAACCAAAGAAGCCAAAGGUACCUGACAAUCCUUUUCACGGCAUUGUUUCCAAGUGCUUUGAGCCUCACCUGUAUGUGUACAUCGAGUCCCAGGACAAAAAUCUGGGCGAACUGAUCGACAGGUUUGUGUCUGACUUCAAGGCUCAGGGUGCCCCCAAGCCCAGCGUGGAUGAAGGAGGAGCCGUCCUGCCCAGCUGCGCCGACCUCUUUGUCUACUACAAGAAGUGCAUGGUGCAGUGCUCCCAGCUCAGCACGGGCGAGCCGAUGAUAGCCCUGACCACCAUAUUCCAGAAGUACCUUCGGGAAUACGCCUGGAAAAUUCUGUCUGGAAACCUGCCCAAGACAACUAGCAGCAGUGGUGGGCUCACCAUCACCAGUUUGCUGAAAGAAAAGGAGGGGUCAGAAGUGGCGAAGUUUACUUUAGAAGAACUCUGCCUCAUUUGCAGCAUCCUCAGUACCGCAGAGUAUUGCCUGGCGACCACCCAGCAGUUGGAAGAAAAACUCAAAGAAAAAGUGGAUGCAAGUCUAGUGGAAAGAAUCAACCUGACAGGAGAGAUGGACACUUUCAGCAUUGUGAUCUCCAACAGCAUACAGCUGUUAGUGCAGGACCUGGAUGCAGCCUGUGACCCUGCCCUGACUGCUAUGAGCAAGAUGCAGUGGCAGAACGUGGAACACGUUGGUGACCAGAGUCCUUAUGUCACCUCAGUGAUUCUCCACAUCAAACAAAACGUCCCCAUCAUCCGCGACAAUCUGGCCUCCACGAGAAAGUAUUUCACUCAGUUCUGCAUAAAAUUUGCAAACUCCUUCAUUCCCAAGUUCAUUAACCAUCUCUUCAAGUGCAAACCUAUUAGCAUGGUGGGCGCAGAACAGCUGCUGCUGGACACUCACUCUCUGAAGAUGGUUCUCCUGGAUCUGCCCUCCAUUGGGUCCCAAGUGGUGAGGAAGGCUCCUGCCAGCUACACGAAGAUAGUGGUGAAAGGCAUGACUCGGGCUGAAAUGAUCCUGAAGGUGGUCAUGGCUCCGCACGAGCCCCCGGUUGUGUUUGUCGACAAUUACAUCAAGCUCCUUGCUGACUGCAGCACAGACACCUUCCAGAAGAUACUAGACAUGAAGGGCCUGAAGAGGAGCGAGCAAAGCAGCAUGCUGGACCUCUUCCGCCAGCGCCUCCCGGCCCCCCCCUCCGGCACGGAGAACGCCGGCUCCCCCUCGCUGACCGGCGUGUCCCAAGCAGGGGUGUGCCCCUUUGGCACCUUCGCUGCCCUCCGAGGAGAGAUGCUGGAAAUGUUGGCUGUGAAGAGGAGCCUGGGGCUCUUUCCGGGACGGGAUGCUUAA